AUGUGGGCCAACACCUCCCACCGGCCACUGAGCCUCUCCGAACGCAUCUACCUCGCCGAGGUCCUCGCUGACGUACGGAUCCGGUGUGUCAAGCCCGUACCCGCCAUAAUUGGCCCCCUCUUUGGCCAGGUCGGCCCCUUCGAGAUCAACGAAGAAACCGCUCUACCCCUCUUCAUCGCAGAUCUACUGAGCGCCGAACACUACUGCAAGAUAUUGGCCCCCAUCUGGCUAACCUCCCACGGACUCAAGCAGUGGAUCGUGGAGGAGCAAAAACACUCCAACGACCUCCUACCGCCGCCGCACAACCUUUACAUAGAAAUCGCCAAUAAACUGCUUUACCA
Gregarina niphandrodes is the source of this 341-nucleotide messenger RNA. RefSeq lists its product as hypothetical. Gene Ontology annotation, cellular component: nucleus; GINS complex. The record is from RefSeq and is a predicted model, not a curated record. Lineage: Eukaryota; Apicomplexa; Conoidasida; Eugregarinorida; Gregarinidae. The transcript has a single exon. Gene Ontology annotation, biological process: double-strand break repair via break-induced replication; DNA replication. The annotation marks the transcript as partial.